ACAAUGGUUUAACUGUGGUUCCCUUAGAUCAUCAUAACAGUGGAAAAGCACAAACCCUAUUACUGAUAAAACUUCAUUUGUGCUCCUGUGGGCAGUCCACGGUGUGUAUUUGUGCCUGAGUGCAGUAGACUGACCUGUCCUUCACAGACAGCUUGAUGUGGACCGUCCCCUUCCACACACACCUGGUCCUCGACCGGACAGCGGCCUCUGGAAUUCGCGAGGCUGAAACGGCACCACUGGGAAUCCGAGGCGUGAUUGACACGUACGAACGUACAGUACCGCCAGAUAUUGUUUCCUUGGGGAAAAGAAGCUAAGGGCAGCUUAGUUCAGUAGUUCGAUAACGGUACCAAAAACAGCAGUUCCCUCUUUUCAAGCUCUUUCUGGCAUUUCAUUGCCUUCUUGCUGUGAUUGAAUUGCACUCCUGCUCCUGUGUGUAUUGGCUGUUACCCUUGCGCUACUUCUGAAACAUCUCACUGUGCACUUAGCCCCCGGAGCCUGGGGCUCGUCAGCGGGAUAGAGCUCCGGCUCAUGGACAGCUCCAGCUCCUCAGUGAGACACCUCUGUUUCAAGUACUGUAGCGCCCAAAUAUUCGUUGUUUGACCUCGGAGGUUGCAACAAAAUAUAGGCUGUUCAGGCAGUGAUGGAUGGAGUACAGUAUUGCCAGGCUACAAGCUGAAAGAAGGCCCUGAUGUAAGAUGUGAAAUGUUGCUUUACACGUGACCUCGAGCUCCUGCGUUCCCAGCUGGUGCUCUAGCACUGGCAGAGCUGGCUAGCGACGGUGCGCUCCUGACUCGCACCCGCUCCGAGGAGACCUCCAGUCCAUCCUGCGGCUCCCGGGAGCAAUCUGGCAGGUUCUGUCUCUCAAGUUAAGAUCAUGUCAUUUUCCCCCUGGAGGACCUGUUGCGGGGAAGCUCCCGUUAGGCAAGAUAGUGGCGUUAGACUGUGGGACGUGGAACAGGCCUGUGGGGGCAGGUCUUGGGACCAGUGCCUGGCAAGGUGAGCAGAGGACUGAAGCAAGCAGGGCUGUUGCUGCAGGCAUGACACCUGCCCCCGGGAUCUGGACACAGGUCCCCAGCCCCUCUGCAGGGCUACACGUCCUUCGUCUCCGAGGGAGCCUUGCCUCUCUCCCGCGUGUCACUGCGCGGCGUGGCCCUCGUCUGUGGCGUCACAAUGCGCGGGCGCGUCCUAUCGCUGGGGACCCGUCCACGCCGCUGGACACCGAAGACCGGUCCUGUGCGAGAGAGACACGCUGGGGACCUCAGCCCGGCGUCUCGGGGUUCCGGACUGAAAUUGCUCCGGAGUCGGAGGGUGGUUAUUGUUGUUUUUUCUUUCAUUUCGGGGAGCCAUCGCCUCUGAACGGCACCCGUGUCGCGGCGACUCAUCAGCCUUUUUUCGUAAUCGUUUUCCCGGAGCUGCGCCGCUGUUUAAACGCUGAGCUAAGCGGCCUGCCGCCUGACCAGUAUUUUUGUAAAGGGAAGUGCGCCCACCCCCUCCAGUUUCCGACCAGUUUCCAGGUGGGUACUCCAGCCAGCGCGCCCGGGCGUCUUCCUGCCUGCGCCCCCUCGUCCCCGGCGCCGGACCCCCCCAGGACGCGCUCGGACCCUGUGCAGACCCUUUUCUGGACGGCCGCACGGUGGGGGGGUGUAAACGCAGCCGUUCUCCUAGAAGUGCAGACGGGCCCUUGCUGUGCUUCGACGGCUUGUGGGUCGUGGCAGCAGUGGAUGAGCACUGUAAAAAGUCUCGGCGAUUCACUCGAAAGUGAAGGGAAGCACGAUCAGGGACAGGUCAUGCUGGAUCUUGUCUUCAAGCAUCUAGAACUCACAGAAAGAGACUACUUCGGAUUACAGCUCGCAGAUGACUCUUCUGACAGCCCCAGAUGGCUGGAUCCAAACAAACCCAUUAGAAAGCAGUUAAAAAGGGGAUCUCCACAUAAUUUGAAUUUCCGAGUCAAAUUCUUUGUAAGCGACCCGAACAAGCUCCAGGAAGAGUACACAAGGUACCAGUAUUUUCUGCAACUCAAGCAAGACAUACUCACUGGAAGGUUACCUUGUCCAUACAAUACUGCAGUCCUGCUUGCAUCAUAUGCUGUUCAGUCUGAACUGGGAGACUACAACCAUUCAGAGCACUUAUCAGGCUACCUCUCCAAUUACUGCUUCAUCCCAGGGCCACCACCAGACUUUGAAAAAGAGAUUGCCAAGCAACAUCAGCAACACAAGGGAUUGUCUCCUGCAGACGCAGAAUUCAAUUAUCUUAACACAGCACGUACGUUGGAGCUCUACGGAGUCGAAUUGCACUAUGCAAGGGAUCAAAGUAACACUGAAAUUUUAAUUGGGGUGAUGUCAGCAGGGAUUGUGAUAUACAAGAACAGGGUACGAAUCAACUACUUUUCAUGGUUGAAGAUUGUAAAAAUAUCUUUCAAAUGUAAACAGUUUUUUAUUCAACUCAGAAGAGAAUUGCACGACUCGAGAGAGACGCUGCUGGGGUUCAACAUGGGGAACUACCGCGCCUGCAAGAACCUGUGGAAAGCAUGUGUGGAGCACCACACCUUCUUCCGCCUGGACAGGCCCCUGCCCCCUCAGAAGAACUUUUUUGCACAUUACUUCACGUUGGGUUCAAAGUUUCGGUACUGCGGGAGGACAGAAGUACAGUCUGUGCAGUAUGGCAAGGAGAAGGGGAUCAAGGACAGAGUUUUUGCCAGGUCUCCCAGCAAGCCGCUGGCCCGGAAGCUGAUGAGUGGGAUGGACUGGGAAACGAUGAGCAGGAACUCUGACGAGCGGCUGGAGACCCAGAGCCUGCCGACGCGCUCCCCCCCUGGAACCCCCAACCACAGGAACUCCAUGUUUGCACAAGAAGGAACUCGCCUGCGACCUUCAUCGGUGGGUCAUCUGGUUGACCAUGUGAUCCACACGUCCCCGAGUCAAGUCUUUGCCAACCACAAGUCCCCUUCCUCUACGCAGGCCAACAGCAUCAGCCUGGACUCCUCCCCGUCACAAGAGACAACUGUAGAUGGGCAGCCCCCAGCACUACCACCCAAGCAGUCUAGAAAGAACAUCUACAACCAGAUAAAUCAGUCGCACUCCCAGCAGGAACUGGAUAACCACAUUAAUGAAAUGUAUGAUGUUCCUCUCGCAUCAGAAAAAUCAAUGCUGAAUGGGGUUGUUCCACAUGACAAUCUAGUCCUUAUCAGAAUGAGGCCAGAUGAGCACGGCCGUUUUGGAUUCAAUGUGAAGGGUGGUUCUGAUCAGAAAAUGCCUGUCAUUGUGUCUCGAGUGGCGCCGGGAACAUCGGCGGACCUGUGUGUCCCCCGCCUGAACGAAGGCGACCAGGUUGUGCUGAUCAACGGCAGGGAUAUAUCGGAGCACACCCACGACCAGGUGGUCAUGUUCAUCAAGGCCAGCUGCGAGAGCCAUUCGGGGGAGCUCAUUCUGCUCGUCCGACCCAAUGCUAUCUAUGACGUCGUGGAAGAGAAGAUGGAGAAUGAGCCGGACUUCCAGUACAUCCCGGAGAAAUCCGCCCUGGAUCCCACGCAGCUGGACGACGAUGCCUGGCGAGAUUCGAUGCUGCAGUUAAAAGAAGGCCUGAGCAACGGCGCUGUCCUAGCUCAGUUCGAUCAACUUUACCGGAAAAAGCCUGGAAUGACCAUGUCUUGUGCCAAAUUACCUCAGAACAUUUCCAAAAACCGCUACAGAGACAUCUCCCCGUAUGAUGCAACACGGGUUAUUCUGAAGGGUGCGGAUGAUUAUAUCAAUGCAAAUUACAUAAAUAUGGAGAUCCCCUCCUCCAGCAUCAUUAAUCGGUACAUCGCCUGCCAGGGUCCUCUGCCCAACACCUGCCCAGAUUUCUGGCAGAUGACGUGGGAACAGGGCUCCUCCAUGGUGGUCAUGCUGACCACUCAGGUGGAAAGAGGCAGAAUCAAGUGUCACCAGUACUGGCCGAAUCCUUCUGGGAGUGCGUCUUACGGCAGUUUUCAGAUCACCUGUCUCUCUGAAGAAGGGAAUGCUGCGUUCCUGGUUAGAGAGAUGACUCUCACAAACUCGGAGAGCAACGAGAGCCGCCACCUGACUCAGAUCCAGUACGUGGCCUGGCCGGACCACGGCGUUCCCGACGACUCGACGGAUUUCCUGGACUUUGUGAGCCUGGUGCGCCGCAAGCGAGCGGGCAAGGACGAGCCCGUGGUGGUGCACUGCAGCGCGGGGAUAGGCCGGACCGGAGUGCUCAUCACCAUGGAAACAGCUAUGUGCUUGAUCGAAUGCAACCAGCCUGUUUAUCCCUUAGACGUUGUCAGAACAAUGAGAGAUCAAAGGGCUAUGAUGAUUCAAACCCCUAGCCAGUACAGGUUUGUCUGUGAAGCUAUCUUAAGGGUAUAUGAAGAAGGCCUGGUGAAACCGUUCAAGUCAACACUGUACAAGUAACCCAAGGGGAAGAUGUCUUAAUCUGGAAGGCUGUGGAGUUCGCUUUGCUGUCGGAACUCCAGGGGCCGGAAGCAGAUUUUCACAGGAAACGAUCGAGAAGGAAAUCAAGUCAAAAUGGCCACUUGGGAGCUGGAACUUUUGAGAAAACUUAGCACUGUUGCACUUUAUGUUGGGGGAGAAAAAAAAAACAAAUUGUAGAAGACUUAAUGUUUUUGGUGAAAAAUUGAAAUAUUUUGCUUCUUUCUAAGAUGAUAGGUACUUUAAGGAAAGUGAGUGUUCAGGGUAAAUAGCAUAUGGAGUUUUGCUGUAGUGCCAUAACAUGACCAUAGACCUUCUCAAUAAGCAUUUUACUUACGUGGAAUAGUUGCCAUUGCACAGGGUUAAAAAUGAGUCACUAUGCUUGAAAUUCAUCAUAAAUCUAUCAGAGUGAUAUUCCUCUUUUAUUGUAAUCCCUUAUUUACAGUACUUCUCAGUUUUAAUUUUAGUUUGUGUCAACCAGUUGUACUAAAUCAAGAUGUAUCUGGAAUCUUGUUUUUCCCUGUAGGCCCGCUAACAGAUCAGUUAAAAUGAAUGCAGUUACUGCGGUUAAUAUCCUGUUAGUCUUCUGUGAGAGAAUUGGCUUCAUUUUAGGUCCUAUUUAAUUUUUUGAGUGAAAAGCAGGCUCAGAUGUUCUGACAAUAGGUACUAGGUGCUGAAAGGGGAAAGCAGCUUUUUUGGUGUGGCUUUAUGUACAUUGUACCUGCAGUGGAUUAGUAGGUAAUGCCACUCUGAUGGAGAUAAAACUGCUGGAAAAUUAUUCUUUGUAGCAGAAUGAUAUCAUUUCCAGCUUUAUACCUGCCUGUAAUGUAAAUAACUGCUUUGCCUAACAAGAAGAGUCUCUUUGGUACGCUGCUGUCUGAAGUCUCUGCCUUUUAAACAGGUGGGCAUUUAAAGUGGAGAAACUGACACCUGACUAAGGCUUUUUCAGUUCAAACCUUUGUUAGGAUUUUUGUUUCUUUUUGUGAGGAUUUUUUUUAAAGAAUGUAGGGAACACAACUGUAAUAAAGACCCUUUUCAUUUCAUUGACCGACUUGUCAGGAUGGUGUUAAAACUUGAGCAAUUGUAAUAAAGGCUUUAGCCAGGUUUCCAUACAGAGCAUCUCCUGCUAGAUUUAAUCUCUUCCAGUGGCUUCUUUUUACAGUACCCUUAAACGGUGUUAAAAAUAGCAUUUUUCCUCUUAAGUAACUGUGUGGUGUUUUCCCAGUAGACUUUUAAUUUGAGGUUUUUAUUUUAUGGGGAGGAGUAUGUGUGUCAUGGUUUUACAAUGCUUGUACAGUCAAUUAGUCUCCACAGGUGGUGCUCUAGUCCAUGUGAUAGAACCCGUUUAGAUUGCUAGAUUGUGUUGGAACCUUUAAGCAUACGUUAUAAUUAAUUUCUUUAACCCUAUCAAAUAUGUUUUGAAUAAACGACUCUUUAAUAGUUCUUAAGCAUUAUUCUAAACAAAUUCGACACCUUAAAUUGUCAGUGCAUUUCUGAGCAGCUUCCAUUCUGCAUCACAUGUACAGUUGUCCUUUUUCACCCAGUCCUGGUGUUGGCAGCAGUGCUUCUAUGAGAUUUCUACACGUGUGUGUGCAAUUAUUGAACAUUUCAUUUGACCUGUACAGUGUCAAUAUAUAUACAGUAGGUGAUUUGGAAAUGCCAGCAGCAACAAGCUUGACUGUGAACAAUCAAAACUAUUUUUCCGCUUGUUUUCAUGCCCUAACAUCAUUUCAAGAAGUGUUUUUUUUCCAGUAUUAAUUAUCUCGCAUUAAAGCUUAGGUGUGCCACUCAGUAACUCAAGGGGAAAUAUCCUACCAUCUUUUCUGUGCAGUGCAUGUGGAUGACAGUGGCAUCAGUUGGUUUUUUUCCCAGUAGUGGAACAGCAGUACUUUAUUUUCAUAGUAGAUGUUCAGCAGGUUUUUAUGUGUAGCGUAGCUUUGUAGUGAUAAAGCCCCUCCUUUACCUGCUGCAGUUUCCCUUCAAGACUGAUGAGCCUUGGCUGAUCAGGGCACAUCAGGCCUCUUCUGAGUCAGUUAAACAUUCUUGCCGACAAGUCCUGCCCCUUGUGAGACUCUUUAAGAGACUCUUUCUGUCAAGUUAGCAAGUUGAAGCUUAACCGAUUUCUAUCACCUGUCCAAAAUUUCUCAGUAUUUAUGUAAAAACCUAUAAAUAAAACUUGAAUAUUGUUUUAAAAAAUCAGGACUGGGUUAUGGACAAUUUGAUUUAAAAUACCUUUGACUGUCCUGCAAGUUUUGUUUGACAAAACAAAGUAAUAGCAUAAGCUGUAUAUUUAGGUUAUUCUGGAAUACUGGAGGGUGGGAUGUAUUUUUGUAAAAGAACUGCCUUGGCCUUUGUGGGAAUGGACAGUACUUUGCUGCAGACUUUGUAGCCUUUAUGCUGCUUGGGAAGAGAGAAAAGUGAUACAGUUGUACCAUUGUUUGCUAAAACACAUGUAGAAGAAGCUGAAAUCUGUAGUGCCACUUCUUGGUUUUGUGUACAUAAACUAGACAUUGUAAAUACCUUGCUGUAUAUUAAGAUCUUUAAAAUGAGAAGGAAGAUGACAUGCGUUUAAAUAUUUUUGUAAAACAAAAACAUUGCAAUUACUAAGCCGUUUUUUCCACAUCAACAAAGGAGGGAAAAAAACACAUUGGGCCGCAUCUCAGAAGUUUUACAUUGACUAAAAUGCUGUCUGUUAAUCAGGAUCUCUGUAGGAAAGAAUGUACCUGUACUUAAUGAAUGCAUGUCACUGGAACGUUGAAUGAAAAGAGCCCAGCAAGUCACAAAUUUCACAUUUGAUUUUGUCAAAGCCAGCAGUUUAUUAUUAAGUACAUUUUAUUGCAAUUCAUGCUCAAGGAGCGAUAGUUGAAAGUGGUAAAUGUCUCCCAACCACAAGUCAGGUCCAUUGUGCAGAAAAUAAACUAGUGUCAUUUAGGGCUGCAAUCAGGUUAUUUUUUACAAACGUAGUUUUCAGUUUUAACAUUGCUGCACCUUAUGAAGGUUCAAGCAGAGAUUUCCUUCUCAAGCUUUGAAUUUGAAUGGAAUAAACUAAAUUUCAGUAUUUUAUUGUGGCCAGGAAAUUAAAGAGGGAUUCAAGGUGGUGUGAAAUGGAAGUAUUUUACUUCUGAACAAUUUCUGACUCUUUUGGUAUUCUCUGUUACCUGCUUAUAUUUCGACUAAAUUAAUUUUGUAUUGAAGUAGUGUAAACUAACUAAUGAGUAAUAGUAUUAAUCUGUUAUCCCUUAUUUUAUGUUCAUUCUUGUAUUAGAACGGGUAACAUGAGAAACUGAUAACUAGAAAAUGUACAGUAAAUAUUUUGUAAUAGGAUUUUAAUCAGAAAUUAAAUAUUUUGAACAAUUAAAUCAUGCAAAGUACUUAAGAUAAUUUGACAUUUUUGUUUUUCUGAAGUUUAAUAAAGUAUUUUAUGAAAAGAAAGUAACUGAAAAGUAAGGUGGUUGGUGCUUUUUUUCAUUUUGCCUCUAAAUAGUGAAUUUUGCCACUGAUGCAAAACUAACUUACAGGCAAGAUGUGCACUUAACAGUCAUCAGUGCAACAUUCAGAGAUGCAGUAUACAAAGGAUAAGAUAACUGUGUUCCUAAUAUUUCCUUUCUGAGAUAGUUAAUAUCUUAAUGUAUAAUUACAUAGAUCUGAGACGAUUUUGGAGUUCUUUUAGUACUAACAAAACAAUAUACAGUACCUUGUAUUUUUUUAAGAGUAGUUCUAAGGCUGGUUUUGCCAAAACUCAUGUGUUGAGUUCCUCACUCCUGAAGUCUCAUGCUAAGGUAUGAUAACCUUCUUUCUAGGGGGUGCAGAUUGCUUUAAAUCAGUUAUUUAAGUUAUUACAUUUAUUGAAUUAUUGUCUCUUAAGCAGCUGUUUACAAAAGCCAUUUAUACCACAUGGUGGAUGGGUACCACACACAUUUGAAAGACAGUUCAGUGAUUUGAGUACACCUUGCCUAGAUCAGCUCACAAAGAAGUAGGUCUUCACAUUUGAAUUGGUGACAGAAUAUUGUUAUGAUAAUUGUAUUCCUUAUAAAAAUGUUUUCUAAAUCUGCACAACUGUGGUAUAAAUAGGCUUCAUAAAUGUCUGCUUAGGGUAUACUUAAAUAUUGUGAAAAUCUCUGUUCUUUACUGACAGUCUAUAGAAGGAUAUAAAGCUGUUUACUUGUAUCAUGCUGUACAAAAACUGAAUGUAUCAAUCUGACGUGAAAAAAUUCAUAAGGUAGAGUAAUGACUGUUGGACUUUAAGGAAAAAUAUUUUUUCAUACCAUUUGUAAAAAGAAAAGUUUGUAACACUUCCAUAUAUAUAUACAUUUGUAUGUGUGUGUGUAUAUAUACACAUACAUGAAGGUUUAAGGCUCAAGUGUUUUCAUUGUAAAUAAGAGCAAUAUUAUAAAUAUUGUGAAUUUAGUGCCAAUGUUCUGUAAAGUUUAAAGUCUUUAUUUCUGCUCAGAAAUUGAAGUAUGCUAGUUUGUUGUCAAUUUCAAGGUUUCUUCCAAUACUCCUUUGCUGUUUUUAUUUUUGUUUAGGUCUGUGGAACGUUUGCGAAUGGUAUUUAAGAGAUAAUUUCACUUUGUGUUUGAAAUUGGCAGUGUGCAUUAUGUAAAAAAGAAUUCAUUUUGCCACCCACUAGUGAAUUUUGAAAAAUCAUUGUGGGUCGCAGUGGAUAUUAAAAAGCAUCAGUAAAUUUUUGGUAAA
This is a messenger RNA of Lepisosteus oculatus (spotted gar), 9125 nucleotides long. It is a transcript of the gene ptpn4a, whose product is annotated as protein tyrosine phosphatase non-receptor type 4a. Gene Ontology annotation, molecular function: cytoskeletal protein binding; protein tyrosine phosphatase activity. Lineage: Eukaryota; Metazoa; Chordata; Actinopteri; Semionotiformes; Lepisosteidae. Gene Ontology annotation, biological process: protein dephosphorylation. Gene Ontology annotation, cellular component: cytoplasm; cytoskeleton; cytoplasmic side of plasma membrane. The record is from RefSeq and is a predicted model, not a curated record.